UUAAAACUUAAAAAUAGUAAAGGCGGUACGAUACGGAUAGACUCUACCCAUAUUAUCAAUUUAACAUGGAAACGGGAGAUUUUAAAAUAUUUCAGGAUAAAAAGCGAAAGAGUCUUGAUACAUUAGAAAAGAUAAACAUAGAACCAUCAUAUAAAAAAUCACAGUUUUCUCUUGCAUCAAAUUCAUAUCAGCAUUCAAAUGAUUUGAGAAAAAUAUAUAUACCCUCUCAUCGAUAUACACCAUUGAAAGAAAAUUGGAAAAAAAUAUAUGUUCCCAUAGUUGAACAAUUAAAAUUGCAAAUACGUUUUAAUCUUAAAACUAGGAAUGUUGAAAUGAAAGCAAGUCAACAUACAGAAGAUAUUAGCUCUCUUCAAAAAGGUGCAGAUUUUAUUAAAGCGUUUGCUCUAGGAUUUGAUGUUGAAGAUGCAUUGGCCCUGGUUAGAAUGGAUGAAUUGUUUUUAGAGUCAUUUGAAAUUCAAGAUGUCAAACCAUUAAAGGGGGAUCAUUUGAGUCGUGCUAUUGGUAGGAUAGCAGGAAAGCAUGGCAAAACAAAAUUUACUAUUGAAAAUGUCACAAAAACUAGAAUAGUUUUGGCUGAAAACAAAAUUCAUAUUCUAGGCUCAUUUCAAAAUAUACGCACAGCAAGAACAACAUUAUGCAAUUUAAUUCUAGGCAGUCCUGCUAAUAAAGUUUAUGGUAAUAUGCGAUCAAUUGCGGCAAGACUUUCUGAAAGAUAUUAAAUUUGUACUAUUAUUAUGAUAUAGAACAUAAUAAAAUGUGUGAUUAUAUGAAUGAUUUAAAAUUUGUUUAAUUUUACUCUGAAACUAAUAUAUUAUGAUAGAAUGCGGAUC
Messenger RNA from Gordionus sp. m RMFG-2023, 851 nucleotides. RefSeq names its product RNA-binding protein pno1-like. Gene Ontology annotation, cellular component: nucleolus. The record is from RefSeq and is a predicted model, not a curated record. The transcript has 7 exons. The coding region runs from base 66 to 740 and encodes 224 amino acids. Lineage: Eukaryota; Metazoa; Nematomorpha; Gordioida; Chordodea; Parachordodidae. Gene Ontology annotation, molecular function: RNA binding.